AUGGCUUCCUCUCUUUCCGGGGGAGGAGGAGGAGGAAGACGGCUGCUGUUCCCGAUGGUGGUGGCGGCGGCGGCUGCUGCUGCGCUAGUUGGGGCGGCGCCGGCAUCAGCGUGCUACUCGCGCGUGUUCAGCUUUGGCGACUCGUUGGCGGACACGGGCAACUACCGCUUCUUCUACAGGAACGACUCGGAUCCCGUGCUCCGGCUCCCCUACGGCGAGACCUUCUUCCACCGCGCCACCGGACGCUUCACCGACGGCUGCAUCGUCCUCGACUUCAUCGCUAAGGCGCUCGGGCUUCCGUUCGUGCCGCCCUACCUGAGCGGGCGGCGCGCCGAGGACUUUUUGCACGGGGCCAACUUCGCGGUGGGCGGCGCCACGGCGCUCGGCCCGGACUUCUUCCGGGACAAGGGUUUUGACGUGGGCAACGUAGUGCACCUCGACAUGGAGAUGAAGUGGUUCCGGGACAUGCUCAACCUCUUCUGCCCCGGCAAUCUCUCAGGUUGCUCGGACAUGAUGAACCAAUCCCUUAUCAUAGUUGGAGUAAUUGGAGGCAAUGACUACAACCUAAGAAGAAUUCCCUUCGAGAGUGUUGUCACUUUCGCUCCACCUGUUAUCGCCAAAAUCUCUUCAUCUAUCACAGAGUUGAUCGGGCUAGGAGCCAAGGCUUUGGUGGUUCCAGGGAAUCUCCCGAUUGGAUGCCUCCCAAUGUAUCUGUUGACAUUCCAAAGUGACAAGAAAGAAGAUUACGAGCCAGGGACAGGUUGCAUUAGACAGUUGAACGAGUUUGCAUGGUACCACAACAAGCUUCUUAUCGAGGAAUUGGAGAAGUUGCGUAAGCUCCAUCCCGGCGUGACCAUCAUCUAUGCUGAUUACUACGGAGCCACUAUGGAGGUUUUUGUUUCCCCGCAACGAUACGGAAUCGAAUAUCCCUUGGUGGCUUGCUGCGGUGGAGGAGGGCGCUAUGGUGUGUCCCCGGGUGUAAGAUGUGGACGUGGAGAAUACAAACUAUGUGAAAACCCAGAAACGCAUGGGUCAUGGGAUGGCCUGCAUCCGUCAGAAAGUGUAUACAGGGCGAUUGCGAUGAGCCUUCUACGAGGCUCUCGGACACAGCCACCGAUCGCUACCACCGCCAGUUCAUGCACACACAACUUAGUGAGAUCGGAAUAUCUAGUGAAUACUAGUCCUUUCUGA
Messenger RNA from Miscanthus lutarioriparius, 1191 nucleotides. NCBI's taxonomy places the organism in Eukaryota, Viridiplantae, Streptophyta, Magnoliopsida, Poales, Poaceae. The record is from the annotation of a GenBank genome assembly.